Molecule: messenger RNA, 2001 nt
Organism: Sordaria macrospora k-hell
Lineage: Eukaryota; Fungi; Ascomycota; Sordariomycetes; Sordariales; Sordariaceae
Biological process (GO): tRNA processing
Molecular function (GO): tRNA (uracil(54)-C5)-methyltransferase activity, S-adenosyl methionine-dependent
Source: RefSeq, a predicted model, not a curated record
AUGUCGGCAACCGUCCGACUUCUCUCAUUCUCUCGAUCAUCAUUCAUCAAACCCACAACAACAUCAGCAUCCAUCCGCAGCCAAUUGGCGUCGCCGAAUAACAAAUUCUCCUGGACCAGGUCAGCAAGCCACUACACGGCAAAGGAAUUCAAGAAGGCUUUCUUGGACAACGACUUCCACAAGGACAAGGACAACGGGUUCCACAAGACGAAGAAGGACAACGGGUUCCAUAAGCAUAAUCAUCCCAACGACAAAAUGGGCAAGAGACAGUUCAACGGCAAGCCUGGAAAGUUCAGGAAAAAGCAAAAGAAGGUCGUGGUUGCGUCGGAAGGAUCCCCGGAGGAAGUCCUGUUGCACGACAUCAAUGCCCUGCUUGAGACUUUGACUGUGGCUGAUGUGGCCGAUGAGGGAGCCACUGAGGCUCCUCAGGCUGAGGUGGCCAAGCCGGAGGAGGUUGAGAAGGUAGAGGGUGAGGAGAAGGUUGAGGAGAAGACGGAGGGCAAAGAGGACAAGGCCGAGACUAAGCCUGCGCUUCUCCCCCAGGGCACCGAAAUCGAAGCUGAGAUUCUUUCACUAUCUUCCACCGGCGACGGUCUUGCGAAGCAGAAGGGUUCGGCCUCCAACCACAUCUACGUUGUCCCCUUCACUGUCCCCGGCGACGUUGUCAAGGCCCGCGUCUACCGCCAUGUCGAGCAAGACGGCUACUCGCACGCCGACUUCCUCGAGGUCCUCACCCCCUCGCCUCUCCGCGACGACAGCCGCAUUCAGUGCAAGUACUUCGCCAAGUGCUCCGGCUGCCAGUUCCAGAUGCUCGACUACUCGGAGCAGCUCAAGCACAAGCGCAGCAUCGUAGUCAAGGCCUACAAGAACUUCUCCAACCUCUCUCCCGAGCUCGUCCCCGAGAUUCUCGACACCAUCGGCUCCCCUCUUCAAUACGGCUACCGCACCAAGCUGACCCCCCAUUUCGACGGCCCGCCCGGCGGCAACCGCCGCGGCUUCAAGAAGCCCAUGGAGGAGAUGCCUCCCAUCGGGUUCACCCCCAAGGGUCUGCGCAAGGUGAUGGACAUUGAAGACUGCCCGAUCGCGACGGACGCCGUGCGCGCCGGUCUCACGGCCGAGCGCGAGCGCAUGUCCAAGGAAUUCGCCUCAUACACGCGCGGCGCCACCAUCCUGCUUCGCGAGAGCACCAAGCGCGUUCCCAAGCCGGCCGACGGCUCCGAGAUUCCCACCCCGGACCUCAAGCCCGGCGUUCUCCCCACGCCCAUCGUCACCCCCUCUGCCGACGGCAGCUACACCGACUUCAAAACCUGCAUCACCGACAACAACGCCACCUCGACCGAGUACAUCGACAACUUCAUCUUUCAGAACCCGGCCGGAUCCUUCUUCCAAAACAACAACUCCAUCCUCUCCCCUUUCACCGAUCACAUCCGCCAACACAUCCUCCCCCCUCCCGGGUCCCUUCCCGAGGGCGCCAAGCCCAUCAAGAACCUAAUAGACGCCUACUCCGGCUCGGGACUCUUCACCAUCACGCAAUCCUCCCUUUUCCCAGGUGGCUCCAUCGGCAUCGACAUCGCGGACAAGUCCAUCGAUUUCGCGCGGCGCAACGCGCGCCUGAACGGGCUGGACGAGUCGCAGUGCAAGUUCAUCGCGGCCGAUGCGCCGCAGCUGUUCGAGUCCGUCUCGAGUCUGGACGCGGACGAGACGGUGGUGGUGUUGGAUCCUCCCCGCAAGGGUUGCGACGCCAGUUUCCUUCGGCAGCUGAUGCAGUUUGCGCCGCGCAGGGUGGUCUACGUGUCGUGCAACGUACACACGCAGGCGCGGGACGUGGGCGUGCUAGUGAGGGGCCGCGUGGGGGAUACCUUUGGGGAGGCGUUUGUGGAUCCGACAGAGGGGGAGAAGAAGAUGAGCAGAUAUGUGAUUGAGAGCAUUCGCGGCUUUGACUUCUUCCCGCAGACGGGACAUGUGGAGGGCGUGGCGAUUUUGAAUCGGGUUGAUGAGUAG